This is a messenger RNA of Phytomonas sp. EM1, 480 nucleotides long. NCBI's taxonomy places the organism in Eukaryota, Euglenozoa, Kinetoplastea, Trypanosomatida, Trypanosomatidae. The record is from the annotation of a GenBank genome assembly.
AUGCUGAAUAUCCUCACGCCAUUGAAUAAAGCGUGCUGUCGCGUAAUCCUUCAUUUGGCGGGCUACCUCAACGUACUUAGCCUUGACUUGCUUCCCCAUCGAGGUAUUAAGCAUGGAUUCCUGCUGAAAACGAAGGAUCGGCUUCUUGAUACGCUGAAAGAGUGCCAUACUCCAGUGAAUGGAACCGGCAACGGGGGGCUGAUUCUUGGUGAGCGGCGGAUUGUCGCGAUUCUCAAUAAAAAUCGUCCGAACAUCCUCGAGUUCGGAGUAGUACUGGGCAAGAAUGCGGUCAGCUUUUUCAGAAAGAAGGGCAGAUAUAUCCAAACUCGUCCCGCUCCGAUGCGGACGGUUCUUAAUUGUCUCGAAGGACAACAAAAGCUCGAGGGCAGACUCCGCACUGCGCAGGUCUUCGUCAAAUAUUUUGUUGAUGAAGUAGGAAACCUCCUGGUCGAGGUUGGCGACCAUAUUGAUGAAGGUUGA